CAAAGACAUGGGCAACACUCAGGUUCAGCCUCCAGAGGAAGUCUUCUGCCUCCUGGACACACAUCAGGUUUUACCGGUGAUCCAGCUCUACGUGAUGCCAUCUGUCUUCCUGGUGAUUCUGAUCCUCGGGCUUCCCCUCAACCUGCUCUCCCUCUGGGUGUUCUUCCACCGCCUGCGGCGCUGGACCCGCAGCACGGUGUUCCUCUUCAACCUGACCCUGGCUGACACCUCGUGGCUGGUGUUCCUGCCCUUCCUCAUCCACUACCACCUGGACCACCUGUACUGGAAGCUGGGGCUGGGCCUCUGCACAGGCGUGAGGAUGUUCUACCACAACUACUUCUACCUGAGCAUCUUCUUCGUCACCUGCGUCAGUGUGGACCGGUACCUGGCCAUCGUGCACCCCCUGCGCUCCCUGGUGCUGCUGGGCCGGAGGCAGACCUGCCUGCUGUGCGUGGCGGUGUGGGUGUCCGCCGUUUUCCUCAGCAUACCUGUUGCCACCAUGAGUAUGAUCCAGACUUGCCCUGGGAGCAACCGCACUGUCUGUACCCUGUACGUGAUGCUGAGUGAGACCAGAGAGAGCCUCCCCUACACCGUCGCCUGCUCCUUCGUCGGGUUCCUCCUCCCGCUGCUCUCCAUCUGUUACUGCGGCCUGCACAGCCUCAGGCAGCUGCGCCACCGGCGCGGCCGCCCAGACCCGCACCACAAGCAGCGGCGGCUCCGGCGUGUCCUGAGCACGGCCCUGGUCCUCUUUGCGCUGUUUUACCUGCCCUACCACAUGUGCCGCAACGCAGCCAUCGUGAUGCGGGCAGUGUACCCCGACAGCCCCGCAGCCUGGCAGCCUGCGGACCUGGCCUUCUCCUUGGAGAUGUGCUUCUGCGGCCUCAUCACCUGCGUCAACCCGCUGUUCAGCUGCUUCAUAGGCGGACAGUUCAGGAGGGAGUUUCACGGCGCCUUUGCUCUCAUCCUCUCCCAGUGUCCAGGCGCACAUGUGGCCUCCAGGAUCUCUAAGCGGAGCCGUCAGACGGUGAGGACGAGGCAGGGCAUGUCCACCGUCGCUCCUGUGCGCUCAGUGUCUGAAGCCAGCCAUAAGGAGCCAAGAGACAUUUAAAUGGAUCAUGUUCUCUGUUUAAUACUCUGUGUAAAAACACCAUGGAGAUGUAUAGAAAACCUGAGCAUGUCCCUUGUUUAAUCACUUGUUUUGUCUAAAAUGCCGAAUGAGAUAAAUACACGGUAUAUAACAAAGG
This is a messenger RNA of Acanthopagrus latus (yellowfin seabream), 1244 nucleotides long. RefSeq names its product P2Y purinoceptor 6-like. The transcript has 2 exons. Gene Ontology annotation, cellular component: plasma membrane. The record is from RefSeq and is a predicted model, not a curated record. The coding region runs from base 8 to 1108 and encodes 366 amino acids. Lineage: Eukaryota; Metazoa; Chordata; Actinopteri; Spariformes; Sparidae. Gene Ontology annotation, molecular function: G protein-coupled receptor activity. Gene Ontology annotation, biological process: G protein-coupled receptor signaling pathway.